Suillus paluster is the source of this 2683-nucleotide messenger RNA. RefSeq lists its product as uncharacterized. The record is from RefSeq and is a predicted model, not a curated record. NCBI's taxonomy places the organism in Eukaryota, Fungi, Basidiomycota, Agaricomycetes, Boletales, Suillaceae. The transcript has 12 exons. Bases 1 to 2667 code for a protein of 888 amino acids.
AUGCCAUCAGACGUAGGCUCACAGCGAGCAGGAAUAUUCCUUCGUGAAUUCAUCUGUCUCGAAGGGAGAUGUGGCCAAGCCGGCACUCAGUCUUGCUUGGAAUGUAAUCGUCCCAGCCCAGAGUACCAGUGUGAAGACUGCUUAGGGUCAGAGCUUUAUUGCACAACUUGCAUCUUGUCGGCCCAUGUGCGCCACCCACUUCACCGAUUGCAGAGGUGGAACAGUCAAUACUUCGAGCAAACCUCACUGAAAACCCUGGGCCUUCGCAUCCAGCUUGGCCACACCACUGGCCAGAAAUGUCUUAAUCCUCAGCGUGCAUUUAAUGAUGAUUUUGUCAUUGUCGACACCCGCGGUAUCCAUGAAGUGGCCCUUGACUUCUGCAAUUGUGCAACAGCCGAAAGCCACGUGCAGCAGCUGCUUAGAAUAUCCUGGUUUCCUUCGACAACAUCAGAUCCAAAAAUGGCCGCAACGUUCUCUGUUCUUGAGCAAUACCACUUACUCUCUUUCGAGUCAAAAAUAUCUACAUAUGAGUUUUAUCACGCGCUCAGGCGGAUGUCCGAUAACACUGGCCUACUUCCUGUCAAGGAUCGAUACGAGUCGUUUUUGCGAAUGAUACACGAGUGGCGCCACUUGAAGAUGCUUAAGCGUUCGGGGCGAGGUCACGAGGCUAGUGGUAUAGAUGGGACAGCUGAGGGUGAAUGUGCCAUAUUGUGCCCAGCGUGCCCACACCCAGGGAAGAACCUUCCAGCGGAUUGGAAAGAUGCCCCUCGACAGUGGUUAUGCGGAUUAUUCCUCGCGAUUGAUGCAAAUUUCUGGUUAAAACGCAAGGCUGUCUCAAAUGACAAUGUUGACCCAAGCCUGAGUCGUGGCUGGGGUUAUUUCGUGGAGGAAGAUGCUUAUAAAGGCUUCUUGCAUGACAGUGCAGACAGCAUCCAAGAGAAAUCAACGUGUUCAAGUCACGCCGCUGUAAACAUGGCUGAUACAAAAUCUAACCGCGGACUCGCCAUUACUGGUUUAGGUACAAUCGAUUGUGCUCGCCACAACAUGAAAAGGCCUAAUGCAGUGGGGGAUCUCCAAAAGGUUGACAAUCUAAUGCGGGCACAUAGAUAUAUUAAUAUGGACUAUCUAUUCUUCUCAACACUUCGCCAUACCAUACUCGACACUCUCAACGUAUCCUAUGAUAUCGCGUGCCAGUGGCACAAAAGAUUAUGGCACUGUAUGAGUGCCUUUCUGUUUUCAAUGCACCUCUCGCAUACCGUCAAGACCGUCUCAUUUUUUGUGCCCAAGUUCCACCUACCCGCUCAUAUUGAGCAGUGCCAAACCUCCUUCUCAUUCAAUUUCAAGAGCGGGGUAGGAAGGACCGACGGAGAAGCGCCAGAACAUGGCUGGGCUAAUAUUAACCCUGUCGCUUCAAGCACGAAAGAAAUGGGUCCUGGUGCACGGCGAGACACCCUUGACGACUACUUCAUGAAGGAUGCAUUGCCGGAGCGAGAGAACCAUCGUGAAGCAUUUGAGGACCUUGAUGAUGGCUUGCGAGGCGAAUACGGUGCCACCCUCGAACAGUGGAGAGAACAGGUGGAGGCUUGGGAGCAAAAUAAGGAGGACCAGAUUGACCUUCAAACAGGGACUUACCUUGCCCUACAUGAGGAUUGCACUCCCAGUGUAUUAAUCAGCACUGGCUUAGAACUCGAGGAACAACAACGGCGAAUGAAAGCAGACAGAGCUGGCCUCGGAGUCCAUGCGACGGACAAUCAAGAAGGAAAGAUGCUUCAGCGAAGCAACACUCUCCAACGGAGGAUUGACGCCUGGGGGAAAAUGCAGGAACUAUACAUGCCGUUUCUCGCUACACUACGUGCGAGCAAGGCCUCAGUAUCUAAGAAUGUGGCCGCUGCACCAGAAGCCAUCAAGUUGUGGCUGCCGUCCCAUAUUAGCAGGACCUCUCCUUGUGACACCCGUCUCCAAGCCAUUGAAUGGAAGCUGCGGUAUGGGCAAGCUCACGACGCCCUCCGUUCUCUAUGUUCGAACUUACGUGCUCUGACUGCGAUCCUCAAGUAUAAGGAUCGGCACCUUCGUGGGCAAGGAGCGAACACGCGGGCACAGAAUACAUUGAAAGCCGUUGAAGCAAGGAUCGAGGCCGCUGCCAGCACUUACGAGCAUGCACGUAAAUCCCUCGUUGUUCUUGCACCACGAGUGAAUCAGACCCAGUCCGGGUGGCACUCGUCACUGCGGCCGCUAGACCGAGCUGACAUCCGCUCGAUGACAGACAUACUAUGGGGAGAAUCGGAGGGAACGAGAAAGCUGUCAUGGAUUUGGAGUAUGCGGGGAGCAGCUCCCAAUGAGAUGGACAAUGAAAAUACCUUGGAAGACAUGCGAAUAGAGUGGUGCAAAGCCUGGGCACGGGCGAUGUGCUGGGCAGAAGAGGUGGAAUUGUUGAAGGAGGAGAUGCGAAGGAUUCUGCAGUUUUUUGAGUGGGAUGCGCAGCGCUGGGACGAGCGGGGCCUGGGAAACGCACUACAACUUGACGAUGCAGAUCAACACGAGGGACAGAUGGCGUGUGCCAAACGUCAAGCCGUUUUACGUCGAAUGCUUGCCGAGUCUUUCAAGACCAGCUGGGCUGACACCCUGGCUCUGGUGGACACAUUCGAAGACAUGGACUUAAGCACAUAAACCUUAGUUAGAAUUU